UUCAUUUUGGCACUCAGCAGCUUACGCGUGGCUCACAGAUGGCUUCUGUCUGGUUUUGUGUAAUCCAAUCAUCCUGCUCUACUGCGUCUCGCACUUCGUCUCUGGGAGUAAUUGAAAAGCUCACAGUGACAAUUGUUUCUUCUUCCAGAUGUCGUCAAUAUAAGGAGUGUGGCUUUCAUCACCUCCCUGACAUAGGAUGUGUACAUGGCUCUCCGAGUCAGAGUCGCUCCAAGCAAGGUUGUUUUGCAGAACCUCCUUGUAUGUGUCCUCCUGUUCUACACUGUGUACUAUGUGUCUCUGAGCAUGUGCUGUGUGACACUCAAGGUAUAUGAAUUGGAUAUCCUGGCACCAUUUGACUUCAAAACAAAUCCGUCAUGGCUCAGCACUAAUUAUAAAGUUCUCUUAGUUUCAACAGAGGUUACCUACUUUGUUUGUGGAUUGCUUUUUGUUCUGGUUGUGGAAGAAUGGGUUUGGGAUUAUGCUAUUUCAGUAACUAUUCUUCACAUUGUCAUCACUUCAACUGUUAUGCUGGAAUUCCCCUUGACAUCUCACUGGUGGGCUGCUUUAGGAUCCGGCUUAAUUUCAAUGAUAUGUGGAGGCCAGAUUUUAGCAUAUUGUUUGUACAAAGACAACUUUAUCUAUCCAGAUCUGAAUGAUUUUUAACAGAACAGUUGGAUUAAUUUGCCUCAGAAUUCCUAUACUGUAACAUGUUGUGAAAGAACUAAAUUUUAUUUUUCGUUCAUAUUUAUAUCCAACAUUAAAUUUAUUCAGUACACUUUGUAACCAUAAAAAGGAAAACAAAAAGUUCAUGGAGAGUUGGAGGACCCUAGGAAAGAUUUUGUAAGCUAAAUGCUGCAAACUCAUAACAUGCUGUGUUUCCCAAAGCGUGUUCCACAGGACACUGAUUCUGAAGGAUGUUAAUAUUGCUAUGUAAUCAAAACAGUUUUGGGCUGGCCCAAUGGCGUAACGGUUAAGGGAACUGAAUCCUA
Tupaia belangeri chinensis (Chinese tree shrew) is the source of this 989-nucleotide messenger RNA. RefSeq names its product transmembrane protein 244 (gene TMEM244). The transcript has 6 exons. Lineage: Eukaryota; Metazoa; Chordata; Mammalia; Scandentia; Tupaiidae. The coding region runs from base 205 to 663 and encodes 152 amino acids. The record is from RefSeq and is a predicted model, not a curated record.